Columba livia (rock pigeon) is the source of this 1322-nucleotide messenger RNA. It is a transcript of the gene MRPL47, whose product is annotated as mitochondrial ribosomal protein L47. Gene Ontology annotation, molecular function: structural constituent of ribosome. The transcript is spliced from 7 exons. The record is from RefSeq and is a predicted model, not a curated record. Gene Ontology annotation, cellular component: mitochondrial ribosome; mitochondrial large ribosomal subunit. The coding region runs from base 16 to 1161 and encodes 381 amino acids. Gene Ontology annotation, biological process: mitochondrial translation. NCBI's taxonomy places the organism in Eukaryota, Metazoa, Chordata, Aves, Columbiformes, Columbidae.
GGCGGGGGAACCUCCAUGAGGCGUCCUCCCGCGUCCCUCUCCUCAGGGGACCCCGCUCCCCAGGGGACGCCGUUUCUCCGCUCCCCAAGGUCACUCCGCCCCUGGCACACCCGCCCCCCUCCUUCCCGCCGCCGAGGCCAUACCGACGGUGCCGGGCAGGCGGGCGGCCCCGGCGAGCCAAGGCAGACGAGCAGCACCGGCCGCGCCGCUCGCGGCCCGCCGAGUUCCCCAGGCAGCCGCUGCCCGGAGCAGCAGGCUCAUGGCCGCCAUAGCUGGAACUGGCACGGGGGCGGGGCCAGCAACGCCCCUUGCCCGCGGCUAGGUGAAGCUAGGCGGCCACCAUCUUGGAAAAGGGCAGAUCCUUCACUCUCCUUCCGGCGCCCGGCAUUGUGGGAGCGGCGGCGCGUCAUGGCGGGCGCCACGGGGAUGGCCGCGCUGUGCCGGCGCCUCACGGCCGCGCUGCGGCUGUGGGGAUCGCGGCCGGGCCCGGCGGCUGCCGGGCUCCCCGGAUUGAUGCUGAAUCCAUUCCACAAGAACCCGGCAAAAGCUGAGCCCGUCCAUCAGCUGAGGUUUCUGCACACGUCUCUGUCUUGGAGAGGUCUGGAGGAGUUCUUUGAUGAUCCAAAAAACUGGGGAGAAAAAACUGUAAAGUCUGGGGAUGCGUGGAACAUAAAGCAGCUAAGGGCCAAGAGUAGUGAAGACCUGCACAAACUUUGGUAUGUCCUACUGAAGGAAAAAAACAUGCUUUUGACUUUAGAGCAAGAAUCAAAACGACAACUCAAGCCUAUGCCAAGUCCAGAGAGAUUAGAAAAGGUAGAAAAAUCUAUGAAAAAUAUAGACUUGGUUGUCAAAGAAAGAGAAACUGCUUUGAGGCUUUUACAAACAGGCCAUGAAAAACCAGUACCUGGCGAGUGGAGACAUGACUUCUUAGGACGCACCUACUGGUACACUUACAAGGAAUGGCCAAUACCAUGGUACUUGAACAAAAAAUACAAAAAGAGGAGAUUCUAUUACUUACGUCAUGUGGAUCACUUCAUCAGACUCAGACGUGAAAAAUUUUUACGUAGAAGAGCAAGAAAGCAAAACCUAGAGAAGAGGAGGCAGAAGGUCUUGGAAAGCAAGUUCCCUCACCUUGCUGCAAAAUCCCAGAGGCAGCAGUAACAUGCUGGAAGAGAACUGCAAGCAAUUGGUCAAGUAUCUUUGUGACUGAAACAUGAAACGAGUUCUGAAAGCACCAAACAACUCAACUGAGCAUUCCCGAGGCUCCAUUUUUUAAAAUCCCAUCUUUGACCUCAAUUAAACUUCUAAUCUGGAAUUGAAAA